UUGGAGCCUGUCACACAGCUGUAUGUCAGUGUGGAUGCCAGCACCAAGGAGAGCCUGAAGAGAAUUGAUAGACCCCUCUUCAAAGAUUUCUGGCAGAGAUUCCUGGACAGCUUAAAGGCCUUGUCUGAAAAGCAACAGCGCACGGUCUAUAGGCUGACAUUGGUGAAAGCUUGGAAUGUGGAUGAGCUCAAAGCCUACGCUGACCUGGUGUCCCUCGGAAAACCAGACUUCAUCGAGGUCAAGGGGGUGACGUACUGCGGCGACAGCUCGGCCAGCAGCCUCACCAUGGCCAACGUCCCCUGGCACGAGGAGGUCGUGCACUUUGUCCAGGAGCUGGCCCAGCUCCUCCCAGACUACGGCAUCGCCUGUGAGCACGAGCACUCCAACUGCCUCCUGAUAGCUCACAAAAAGUUCAAGAUCAAUGGUGACUGGUGCACGUGGAUCGACUACGAGCGCUUCCAGGAGCUGGUGAGGGCACACGUGGACAGUGGGGGCACACAGACCUUCACAGCCACAGACUACACAGCCAGGACUCCACACUGGGCGCUCUUUGGGUCCAACCAACGUGGCUUCGAUCCCUUGGACGUGAGAUACCAGCGGAGAGGCAAAGUGAGAGACGUCUCUGGGUGCUGAUGGCCGGGUGGGCAUUGCCCAUCUCCGGGCUGAGCGUUGGUCUCCAUUUCCAAACUUGUUCACGUAGACUUUCUGAAGUUUGAUAUUGAGGGGGGUAGAGCCUCUGUUGAACCCUGCCUUCCUGUUUUUAGAGUUUCUUGCUUAGAAAUAUUUAUAAUGCUCUUUAUCUCUGACGAAUGGUGCGUGUGUUGACUGGCAGAGCAGAAGGGGGUGGUGUGUGUGAGUCCUGCAGCUGGGUGAGCCCAGCCCGGCAGCUCGGAGCUCUGCAUCCAUAAGUGUGAGUGUGAAUGGGAUGUAACCCCUCCAGCAGUGUCUGUGCAGGUGAGGCUGCAGGCACACUGAGAUCAGAAGCCUUGCUGGAAGUACCAUUGUGCCAACAACAGCACAUUUAUCUGUUUUGAGCACUCAUACCGAUCACUGAGAAGCCCCAUCCGAUCCCCCAAAAGCUGAGGCUUUGGAAUGGUGUGAGUGACAGCAGCCCUAUCAAUUUUGUUUGCAACUUGUGAUACCUGUGCAAAUACUUUCCAGCGUUUUGGUUUUGGCAGCGUGUAUAUCCCAGCUGGUUGGAGUGGAAUCAUCUGCAGGCGGCCGCGUUGGGCUCAGUGCCCUCUCUCUCCCUGCACCAGUCAGCAGCAUGGGAGGACUUGGAAAAGGUAAAACUUUUAGAUUGAGAUAAAGGCAACUUAAUAGGACAGAAAUGGAAGGGAAAAUAGUGAUGAAAGAAUGUCCAAAAGUGGCAAAACACAGCACCAUACCAGCUACUAAGAAGAAAAUUACAUCUGUCACAGCCAAAACUAGGACACAGCACCACCAUUGGUUUGGAUGGUGGGCGUCAACCCAAUGUAAGUGCAAACUGACCCCAGUUGAGUUCCUUUGUGUCUAGAAACCAAAUCUUAUUACAGAGGGGCAACAUCCGGCCCGUUGUCCACUGUUCCAUCCCCAGAGGCUGCUGUCAGAGGCUCAUGCCUCAUGUUCUGUUGGAUGUUGUGGUCUGGCUGGAAAAUUGUAUUUAAACUGAGGGAAGGGAUGGUUUGCUGUUGGGAGAAUCACUGCCCUCAUGUGCCAUUCAAUUCAUGCAAUGUCCCUGCAGGCUGCAGCCCCAGCACUUCCACUGAUGGGAAGUAGUAGGGGCUCAAACCAAGCCCCAGAGGUGCCAGCAUCUCUCUGACCACACUGUCCAGGUCCAUAAGCACCUUCAGGCAGCCAUUUGUGGAGCUCAUGUGUUUUUGGUGGGAGCGUUCCCGAGGUGGUGACAGUUUGUAGAAGAACCUCAUUUGUUCAACUGUUUAAAAGUGAUUCUAAAAUAGAAAGAAAAUAAAAGAGUGAUUUCUCCUA
Messenger RNA from Meleagris gallopavo (turkey), 1968 nucleotides. Lineage: Eukaryota; Metazoa; Chordata; Aves; Galliformes; Phasianidae. The record is from RefSeq and is a predicted model, not a curated record.